Molecule: messenger RNA, 774 nt
Organism: Aspergillus puulaauensis
Lineage: Eukaryota; Fungi; Ascomycota; Eurotiomycetes; Eurotiales; Aspergillaceae
Exons: 1
Coding region: 1-774 (257 amino acids)
Source: RefSeq, a predicted model, not a curated record
AUGCCUUUCUACAGUAUCGCCAAGUCGACUCGCAAUCCAUGGGAGUAUUAUGUGAUAACCACGCCGGACCGCAAAACCGCCGACCUUUUCUAUCGCUACCUACAGGAAAGGCCAAUCGACAUUAACCAGCAUCCCAAAGUCUCCAAGCUCUGCCGGACUUCUACGCAAAUGUGGAAGCUCCGGAUGCCCUCCGACAGCAACCUGCAACAUGUUGUCGCAGAGCUUAGCAAUCCAUGGCAUAAACGAUUCGGAGACCUGGUGGGCAGUGUUAUUAUAGAGAAGCACUCCACCAUAGAAGCAAAAGAAACUGCAGGCGUCCCGGUGAUACCACAUAUCGACACAGCCGACAGUCCUGUCAUCGUGAGCGGGGGCGAAUACCUGAUCCGCAACAAGUUCGACCACAGUCAGUACUGGGGCAUGAGCAACGUUUCCGAACGGUCAACCCAGAGACACGUGGAAAGACCCCACGCAACAGCCUUCUGCAUUGAGCUCGCUAACAAGUAUCUCAAGAUUAAAGGGGAACCACUGCUCAUCGACUCCGACGAGGUCUUCAUCUCGGCGAGACAUGACGGAGUGAUCUACCCCAUCUAUUACAACCAGGACGGCAAGCUUUGUACCAAUGUGACACCGGGUUCGUCUGGGGCUUUCAAGUUCGGACACUUCCAGCAGGGGAAUUAUAUGGCUCACGACUUCCACAGCGGCGAGAGUGUUAAUAUCUUUUACUACCCGGAAUACUCGGGUCCAGCUCGCGAGGCGUGGGAGCUUGUUUUGUGA